Trachemys scripta elegans is the source of this 2556-nucleotide messenger RNA. It is a transcript of the gene EGR3, whose product is annotated as early growth response 3. The record is from RefSeq and is a predicted model, not a curated record. Gene Ontology annotation, molecular function: DNA-binding transcription factor activity, RNA polymerase II-specific; RNA polymerase II cis-regulatory region sequence-specific DNA binding. The coding region runs from base 103 to 1422 and encodes 439 amino acids. Gene Ontology annotation, biological process: regulation of transcription by RNA polymerase II. Lineage: Eukaryota; Metazoa; Chordata; Testudines; Emydidae. The transcript has 4 exons.
UAAAUCAGGGAUCUAAAGAUGCACAAUCAACCCCGCUGUCGUCCCGUCCCCCGUCCCCCCCAAGUUUGCAGUUAGAGAUUCAUCCGCAAAUGCAGAAAUCUCAUGCUGAAUUCUCCUCCCUACCUCCUCAGAUUCAGAUUUCCUACACAUGGAUUUCACUCGCAUUGCAAAGCUGGCCCUGCAGGAAUUGGUGCUAUGACAGGCAAACUCGUGGAGAAGCUGCCGGGGACCAUGAACACUUUGAUGAACCAGUUGCCUGACAAUCUGUACCCAGAGGAGAUCCCCAACUCUCUGAAUAUCUUCUCCAGCAGCAGCGAGUCAGUGGCUCACUACAACCAGAUGGCUGCAGGGCUUUCCUUCGCUUCUCGGGGCUGUAGUGGGGAGUGGAAGCUGCCAGACAGAGAGGUGGCAGAGAAUGUUAUGGAUAUUGGAUUAGCGAACGAAAAGACCAACCAAGAGCUGUCGUCCUAUUCGGGUUCUUUCCAACCCACCCCUGGCAACAAGACUGUUACCUACCUGGGGAAAUUUGCUUUCGAUUCCCCGUCCAACUGGUGUCAGGAUAAUAUUAUCAGCCUCAUGAGCGCUGGGAUUCUGGGGGUGCCCCCUUCCUCCAGUGCCAUCACCAGCACCCAGACCUCUACAGCCAGCAUGGUGCAGAACCAGGGAGAGGUGGACCAGAUGUACCCUGCGCUGCCCCCCUAUUCCACCUGCAGUGACCUCUACCCGGAGCCAGUGUCCUUUCACGACCCCCAAAGCAACCCAGGGCUCACCUAUUCCCCCCAGGAUUACCAAGCAGCCAAGCCAGCCUUGGACAGUAACCUCUUCCCCAUGAUCCCAGACUAUAACCUCUAUCACCACCCCAACGAGAUGGGCACGCUCACUGAACACAAACCCUUCCAGAGUUUGGAUCCCAUUCGGGUCAACCCUCCCCCCAUCACCCCGCUGGAGACCAUCAAAGCCUUCAAGGACAAACAGAUCCACCCCAGCUUCGGCAGCCUCCAGCAGCAGCCCCUCACCCUCAAGCCCAUCCGGCCCAGGAAGUACCCCAACCGGCCCAGCAAAACCCCGCUCCACGAGCGACCCCACGCGUGCCCGGCCGAGGGCUGCGACCGGCGCUUCUCCAGAUCCGACGAGCUCACGAGGCACCUGAGGAUCCACACGGGCCACAAGCCCUUCCAGUGCCGCAUCUGCAUGAGGAGCUUCAGCCGCAGCGACCACCUUACCACCCACAUCCGCACCCACACGGGCGAGAAGCCCUUCGCCUGCGAGUUCUGCGGGCGCAAGUUUGCGCGCAGCGACGAGCGCAAGAGACACGCCAAGAUCCACCUGAAGCAGAAGGAGAAGAAGGCCGAGAAGGGCUCCUCUUCCUCCUCCUCCUCCCCGCCAGUGUCCUUGGCCCCGGUGGUCACCACCUGCGCAUGAGGCUCCCGCCCCGAUCCCUGGUCCCAGUGCCUCCCAAUUGCUGCCUUUAGCAAAAGCGCAAACAUGGGGAUCCCUCACCAAGGAACAGUUGGCAGUGCGCGCACCUCCCCUCCCGUCCCCGCUUCGUGGGGACUUCGCUUUCAAUCGGAUCGUCUUGAUCCGAAUCGGCUGUGGGAGGGGCGGGGGAGCCCCCCACUUCUCCCAGCGGAGCGUAGUGGGGAGCGGGUGAGGGGUUGCAGGGCUGUGAUGUGCCAGCUGUGGAAAGGCAUGCGGUGCGAGCGAGGGUGGUGGUGACGGUGUCGGGGAAGCUCCCCGCUCCGAAUAUGCGCGCCCCCUUCCUCCCCCCCUCACUACUCAUUGGAGGUGGUGGGGGGAGCACCAAAGCGCAGUGCUUGUUGCCCGUUGAGACUGUGCGUCCCUGUGUGUGUAUGUGACUCUGAGCUGAACUGGGCUGCUUCGGCGUCAAACCACCCCCAAAGGACUCUGGACAAUGGAGAGAACCAAGCCACCUCUUGGACAUAGUGGGGACCUUGGGUAUCAUUGGAAUGGGUGGCCUUCCAUCUGAUCUAAAUGUUUCUUACAGAAAUGCCUAGGAUGCUGCUGCUGCUGCUGCUUCUGGUCUCCUGCCCCCCUCCUCUUGGAGCCGCUUCCUUUAUGUUUUCCUGGUCUCUUCACUACUUGUCUUCGAGGCACUUCCUCUGAUGUGCUGGAGAAGGGAUAUGGCUUGGGAUCAGCUCUUGGCUGCUCCAGAUUUAUCUUCAUGGGUUUAUUUUUUAAACCGAUUUCCUUUACAGGUUCAUCCUCUGUCUCCUUCCCCCUCACCUCUUCCACCCAAAGUAUCCUCCCUUCUGGAAGGAAGAAAGAAAGAGGCAAUCCCCCUAAAUUACACCAUUUCACUCCACUUGGUGUUUUAGUUCAUGUCACAUUUAGUAUGAAAACCCUUGGGAAGAGGGGGAGAAACAUCUUUCUCCCUUUCAUCUGGAUGAGAAGAGGUUGUUGCCAUUUCUGUUCUUGUUACCAUCUCUACAGCAGUUCUGAAUUAAAAUAUAAUAAAAAAUAUAUACAGUAUGUAUUUGUUAAUGUCACUAUUGGCUUUCUAGUACAGUACCAACCAUAUAUAAAGGUAUAUAAGUA